Molecule: messenger RNA, 516 nt
Organism: Schistosoma rodhaini
Lineage: Eukaryota; Metazoa; Platyhelminthes; Trematoda; Strigeidida; Schistosomatidae
Source: the annotation of a GenBank genome assembly
AUGAAUAUAUUACACUUUUAUCUGUUAGGAGUUGUUUUACGUGUAUCCAGUCAUAGAUUUGUUUACAACAUAACACAUUAUACAUUCAAGUCAUCUGGAAAUGCAUCUUAUAAUAUAUCUGAGAAUUUAAAUGGGAAACAAUUUUUUAGAGAUGUUAAUAUGUCGUUUCUAAAAUCUUGGAUAAAAGAUCAGAAUACAAACUUUUCAUUAAACAUUGAACUAGAAAUCAACACAGAAAAUAGAACGCUUAAUUUACAUUCGAAAGAUUAUAAAACGAAUAUUAAUAUUGAAGGAACGAAGUUCCCAAAUAAUCCAUGGUCUCACUUGAAUCUUUCCAGUUUACCAUCCAUGAUUAACGAAUCUGAUUAUCACACAGAUCAUCCACAACAUAAGAAAAGUGUUGAACUUACGGAGGAAAAGUUUGAAACAAAACUUCAAGAAGCAGCUAAUGCUAGUAAUCACAUCAAAGAGUUUCUUGCUGAAAAAAAUAUAACGAUUAACUGGUUAUUUAUAUGA